Diatraea saccharalis (sugarcane borer) is the source of this 345-nucleotide messenger RNA. NCBI's taxonomy places the organism in Eukaryota, Metazoa, Arthropoda, Insecta, Lepidoptera, Crambidae. The record is from the annotation of a GenBank genome assembly.
AUGUGCUAUGAACACUUGAGACAGUGGGUCAAAGACUUACAUUCAGCUAGAAGACCGUUACUACAUUCAGAGGAAGUACCUGUUCCAACAUAUCGUUCUACCCGCGAACCAUCGUGUGAAGAAAUUACUAAAGUGUCUAGCGAUAGUGAUAUUGAAGAGAUAGCGUCUUCAGAACCAAAACUUUUUACCCAAAAAGAAUUAAAUGAUUUAAUAAGGGAUCUUGGACUAUCUAAAGAAUCUGGAGGGGUUUUGGCUUCUAGAUUAAAAGAAAAAAAACUUGUUGGCGUCAGGUACGAAAGUGACGUUUUAUCGUACAAGAGAGCAAAACUGGCUACUAUUUUUUAA